Messenger RNA from Lactuca virosa, 546 nucleotides. The record is from the annotation of a GenBank genome assembly. Lineage: Eukaryota; Viridiplantae; Streptophyta; Magnoliopsida; Asterales; Asteraceae.
AUGCCACCAGCAGACAAGCCUAUGUUUCCUGUACUACCUGGAGAUCCUUAUUUCCCCGACUAUUCAUCCAUGUACCAACCCAUUUCUCCAGCUGAACAUGCACCGAUGCAAUCUGAUGAGUUUAAGCCUAAAGAAGAUCCAGAGGAGGAUCCGGAAGAGGAUCCGGAAGAUGAGAUGGAGGAGGAACCUGAGGAUGAUUUCGAAGAUGAUCUGGAUGAAGAUGAGAUGAUAAUGAUAACUGAUUCAGAGUCCUCCGCCUCAAUUCCACCUACUUCCAACCGCUCUUUCCUUGGAUUUUCACUCCGCCGUUCUGGAAAAACUUUAAGGAUUUUAGUCCCAAAACCCAUUACUAUAAAGUAUAACUUGAGGUCCCCUCGCACUAGAAAGGGGAUGGAACCACCUGUUUUGGAAAGCAAUCGUGGGAACCAGAGGACGACUGAGAAGCGAACUGUAGGAACUUUUGAAGAAGGACACGCAUCAGGGGCUGCACCUACAUCUGACAUGGACAUUGACAAAUUAUCCUUCCUACUUGAGCAGAACGUCUGA